Messenger RNA from Tarenaya hassleriana, 3411 nucleotides. Its product is annotated as probable LRR receptor-like serine/threonine-protein kinase At2g16250. The coding region runs from base 459 to 3227 and encodes 922 amino acids. NCBI's taxonomy places the organism in Eukaryota, Viridiplantae, Streptophyta, Magnoliopsida, Brassicales, Cleomaceae. Gene Ontology annotation, molecular function: protein binding; ATP binding; protein kinase activity. The transcript is spliced from 4 exons. Gene Ontology annotation, biological process: protein phosphorylation. The record is from RefSeq and is a predicted model, not a curated record.
AGUAUUAUGGUUUUUAAUUUUAAAAUUUUCGCAUAAACAAGGAGAGUGACAACCUGCAGUUGUUUCUUGACCAUCCCGAUCUUCUCUCUCUAAAGAUUUGAAUCACUCGAUGUCUAUGUUCUUGCUGUAUUGUCGUCCCUUUUGUUCGAUUAUAACGAUUCAUCGAUUUCUCUCUACUUUCCUCGUCAACUCAUGAAGCUGAAGAUUUAGAGAGAGAGAGAGGAGACGGGAGGUGUCUUUUAAUGUCUCUGUAAGUAAUUGCUGUUUUUGGAUCCAGAAACGUGGGAAAAAGUAGUUGAAUGGUCGUCGUUCUUGUCUCCAGAGAUAGAAAGGAGGGGUUUUUCGUACUGGGUAUUGGUUGAAUCCUGAGAAAUUCGUUUAAUUCCCAGAGAUUUCGGAGAAAUUCUGCGUAAUUCUUUAGGUGUUCGACGAUGUGUAAAGAGGGUUGGUGAAGGAAGAUGGAUCGAGUUAGAUACACAAUGGUGAAUUUAAGAACCGUAUUGGAUUUCAAGUUGUCGUCGUUGUUGUGUUUGGUACUGUUGGAGUGUGUGGUUGCGCAAACUCAGACCGAGUCGCCGACCAAAUUCAGCGACCGAGUUGCCCUACUUAGUCUCAGGUCUUCUCUAGGGUUAAGGAGCAAGGAUUGGCCCAUCAAGGGAGAUCCUUGUACAGUGUGGAAAGGGAUACGCUGUAAUAAUAACGGAAGUGUUGUCGGGAUCAACGUUUCUGGAUUCAAGAGGACAAGAACUGGGAAGCAAAACCCGAAAUUCGCCGUCGAUCCUCUCCUUAAUCUGACCCAGUUGGUCUCUUUCAACGCAUCGAGGGUUUCCCUUCUAGGGCCAAUCCCUGAUUGGUUUGGCAUUAGGCUUAGGACAUUGCAGGUGUUGGAUCUCAGUUCUUGUUCUGUAACAGGUCUUAUUCCAGCCAGUCUUGGUAAUCUGACAAGGUUGAUGGCUUUGAAUCUGUCUGGUAAUAGGCUCACUGGUUCAGUUCCCAUCAGUUUGGGGCAGUUGACGGAUCUUUCAGAGCUUGAUCUUUCUAGGAAUUCACUUACUGGCCUUCUUCCUCUAUUGUUCGGUUCUCUGCAGAAUCUAUCACAUCUCGACGUUUCUUCGAAUUAUCUUACGGGGUCGAUCCCCCCAGAAGUAGGGAUGCUUUCGAAGCUCGUCUAUUUGAACUUCUCCAACAAUAGUUUCUCGAAUUCGAUCCCUCCACAGCUCGGCAACCUUACCAAUCUAGUGGAGCUUGAUCUCAGUUUCAAUGCAUUGUCUGGAUCAAUGCCUGAGGAUCUGAGAAGAAUGAGGAAUCUGCAGAAAAUGGUGUUUAGUGGUAACCUUCUGAGUGGGAAUUUACCAGCCAAUCUGUUCGAUGCCGAUAGCCGGUUGCACAUUUUAGCUUUGAGGAUCAACGCUUUCACCGGUCAUAUACCCGAAACGUAUUGGUCGUUGCCCGAGUUACGGGUUCUUGACCUUUCUAGGAACAAUUUCACAGGUAUGCUACCAAAUUCGAGCUUAGAUCCAAAUCUUGCAGCAGAUACCGAGCUCGACAUAUCUCAAAACGCGUUUUACGGAGGUCUCACACCUGUACUUCGACGGUUCAAAACCAUGGACCUCUCCCAGAACUAUUUCGAAGGUAGGGUUCCAGACUAUGUGCUUAACACAAACGCAUCUCUUAGCGGCAACUGCCUCCGAGUCGAGAAAGCGCAAAAGAUGUUAUCGGAAUGUGCGUCGUUCUAUACCGCUCGGGGGUUAGUCUUUGAUGAUUUCGGAAGCCCUAAUUCCACAGAAUCUCCGGCCGAGAAAUCUUCGUCGGGGUUAAGCCGCAGAACUGUAGUUAUACUGUGUGCGGUGGCAGGAGGAGUCGGUCUUAUUCUGAUCUUCUUGGUCUUGCCAAUUCUUGUAGCUAUAUGCAUACGUAAAAGAGGCGGACCGACCCAAAGAGGAAACGGUGUCGGGCCUAGUCCUGCGGCCGAGGACGCUCCACAACCUCGUGCAGGAGGAGGGAGGGCACUCGAUCUUUCGUCCCUCGGAAAUGCGUAUACAUAUGAUCAGCUUGUUCAGGCUACAGAGGAUUUCAAAGAAGCAAAUCUGAUCAAACGUGGCCACUCGGGCGAUUUUUUCCAUGGAUUCUUGGAAAAUAGAAUACCCAUCGUGGUAAAAAGGAUCGAUCUGCGGGAAAGUAAACACGAAGGAUACAUAUCGGAACUGGAGUUCUUCAGUAAAACGGCCGGGUGGCAUCAGAGGCUGGUUCCGCUUUUGGGCUACUGCUUAGAGAAUGAAAGCCAAAAGUUCUUGGUUUACAAGCAUAUGAGGAACCGGGAUUUGACGAGUUCCUUGUACCGAAAAUCCGACGACCACGAUGAUGGGUUGCAGUCUUUGGACUGGAUAACGAGGUUGAAAAUCGCUCUUGGCACGGCCGAGGGGCUUUCGUAUUUGCAUCAUGAAUGCUCACCCCCUCUAGUUCAUAGGGAUGUACAAGCAAGCAGCAUACUUCUCGACGAUAAAUUCGAGGUGAGGCUCGGAAGCCUGAGCGAGGCCUGCGCUCAAGGCGAUGCCCAGCCGAGCGGGAUUUCUCGUUUUCUCCGGUUACCGCAAUCUUCUGAUCCCGGGUCUUCAGGUACAGGUUCUGGUUCAGUUGCGGCCACUGCGACAUGCUCUAACGACGUAUACUGCUUCGGGAAGGUGUUAAUGGAGUUAGUCACCGGAAAGCUCGGCAUAAGCUCGCCGGAAAACGACGCCCACACGAGGGAAUUCUUGGAGGAGACGUUACCUUACAUCAGCAUGAACGAGAAAGAGCUCGUGAACAAGAUCCUGGACCCGUCUCUGAUGGUGGACGACGACUUGCUCGAAGAGGUAUGGGCAAUGGCGAUCAUAGCGAAAUCGUGCCUAAACCCUAAACCCUCGAGGCGGCCAUUGAUGAGACACAUCCAGAAAGCUCUCGAGAACCCGUUGCGGGUCGUGAGGGAAGAUCACUCGGGCUCUUCACGGUUGCGAGCGAACUCGUCGAGAGGGUCGUGGACCCCCGCCAUAUUCGGGAGCUGGAGGCAGAGCUCGUCGGAUGCAACAACGGCGGUUCAGAGCAGUAGAGGGGAAGGAGGGACGACGAGCUUCGGAGGAGGAUUGAAGAAAUCGGGAUCACAGGGGAGUGGACCGAACGAUAAUUCGUCGUCGAGGAGAAGACAUUCGAAUGAGAUUUUUCCGGAACCUUCUUACAUUGAAGAUGUAUAGAACAUUGAGACACAAGUUUUUUUUUUUUUUUUUUUUUUUUUUUUUUGAGUUCAUCGAUUCUUUUUGUGUUGAUAAUAACAACAGGAGGAGGUCCCUUUGCUUUUUGGUUUUUAUUGUUUGUUGUAAUAAAAAAAACUUUUUAUUAAAUAUUUCGAACACCAUCUGCAUAUCCUAUUUAGACCAA